AUGCCCGCCUCAUUCAGCACCCCCGCCGGCCCCGCCCUCGCAGGAACAGGAAUCCUCCUCGCCGCCAGCGGCAGCGGCGUCCUCGCCGCCGUCUCAGCCAUGGUCGUGCCGCGGCUGCUCGAAGCGCCGUCGUCAAGCCUGCUCCUGGCGCAAUGGCAGCGCACGUUCGCGCGCGGCAAGGCCGUCAUGCCGGGCCUGGCCGCCGGCGCUGCGACAUCUUUCUUCUUCGCUGCCGCUGUCGUCCCGCGUGGUGUCGGGGGCCGCCGACUGUUCGUGCUCGCCGGCGCGCUGUGUGUGGCCAUUGUGCCGUACACGUGGGUCGUCCUCAUGCGCACGAACCGGAUGCUCUUGGCGAGGCUGGCUGCGGUGGAGAGCGACAUCAAGGCUGCGGCUGCUGAGGGCGGGGAGGUGGUGGAGACGGAGGAGGAGCGGAGGAGUGAUAAGUUCCUAGUCGAUCGCUGGGGGCUGCUGAGUCUGGGCCGGGCCGUGUUGUUGGCGGCUGGCGCGGCGGUGGGGUUGGGUGCUGCGUUGUGA
This is a messenger RNA of Lasiosphaeria miniovina, 534 nucleotides long. RefSeq lists its product as uncharacterized. The record is from RefSeq and is a predicted model, not a curated record. Bases 1 to 534 code for a protein of 177 amino acids. Lineage: Eukaryota; Fungi; Ascomycota; Sordariomycetes; Sordariales; Lasiosphaeriaceae. The transcript has a single exon.